GAGCUCGCCUUGCAGACGGCCACUAACAGGGCUAUAGCGCUCAACCUGCCGUCUCCUCCUGCACAACUCUCCGUGCAGCUCAUCUAACCGCGGGUAACGAUGGCCGAAGGGGGGGAAGGCGAAGAUGAGAUCCAGUUCCUGCGAACUGACGACGAGGUGGUACUGCAGUGCUCCACCACCAUCCACAAGGAGCAGCAGAAGCUAUGCCUGGCCGCCGAGGGCUUCGGGAACAGACUCUGCUUCCUCGAGUCCACCUCCAACUCCAAGAAUGUUCCUCCAGACCUGUCCAUCUGCACCUUCGUGCUGGAGCAGUCGCUGUCCGUCCGGGCCCUGCAGGAGAUGCUGGCCAACACGGAGGAGAAAGCUGAAGGGAAAUUCAUGAUGAAGACUGCCCAGGGAGGGGGUCACCGCACCCUCCUAUACGGCCACGCUGUGCUGCUCCGACACUCCUACAGCGGGAUGUACCUUUGCUGUUUAUCCACUUCGCGCUCUUCGACCGACAAAUUGGCGUUCGAUGUCGGACUGCAGGAAGACACCACAGGAGAGGCAUGCUGGUGGACCAUCCACCCCGCCUCCAAGCAGAGGUCAGAGGGUGAAAAGGUGCGAGUGGGAGACGACCUGAUCCUGGUCAGCGUCUCGUCUGAACGGUACCUGCACUUGUCCUACGGCAACGGAAGUCUUCAUGUGGACGCUGCCUUCCAGCAGACCCUUUGGAGUGUGGCGCCCAUCUGCUCCGGGAGUGAAGUCGCUCAGGGCUACCUGAUCGGUGGUGACGUGCUAAGACUGCUGCACGGCCACAUGGACGAGUGCCUGACAGUCCCAUCUGGGGAGCACGGAGAGGAGCAGCGCAGGACAGUGCACUACGAAGGCGGGGCCGUGUCCAUCCACGCGCGCUCCCUCUGGAGGCUGGAGACGCUGCGAGUCGCGUGGAGUGGCAGCCAUAUCCGCUGGGGGCAGCCAUUCCGGCUGAGGCACGUCACCACGGGAAAAUACCUCAGCCUGACAGACGACCGGGGCCUGCUGCUUAUGGACAAGGAGAAGGCCGACGUCAAGUCCACGGCCUUCUGCUUUCGCUCCUCUAAGGAGAAGCUGGACUUCGGGGCCAGGAAAGAGGUCGACGGCAUGGGCGUCCCUGACAUCAAGUACGGCGACUCCGUGUGCUACGUUCAGCACGUGGACACCUGCCUGUGGCUGACCUACCAGGCCGUCGAUGCCAAAUGCGCCAGGAUGGGCGGCGUGCAGCGCAAGGCCAUCAUGCAUCAUGAGGGCCAUAUGGACGAUGGACUGACCCUGUCGCGCUCACAGCACGAGGAAUCCCGCACUGCGCGGGUCAUCCGCAGCACCGUCUUCCUCUUCAACCGCUUCAUCAGGGGACUCGAUGCCCUGAGUAAAAAAGGGAAGACCUCCACGCUAGACCUACCAAUUGAGUCGGUCAGCUUGAGCCUGCAGGAUCUGAUUGGCUACUUCCAGCCGCCCGACGAGCACCUGGAGCACGAGGACAAGCAGAACAGAUUGCGGGCAUUGAAGAACAGACAGAAUCUCUUCCAGGAAGAGGGCAUGAUUAACUUGGUACUGGAGUGCAUCGACCGCCUGCACGUGUACAGCAGCGCUGCUCAUUUUGCCGACGUAGCUGGGAGGGAAGCCGGAGUGGCCUGGAAGUCCAUCUUGAACUCGUUAUACGAGCUUCUGGCCGCCUUGAUAAGGGGUAACCGGAAGAACUGUGCCCAGUUCUCCGGCUCCCUGGACUGGCUCAUCAGUAGGCUGGAGCGACUGGAGGCCUCAUCUGGCAUUUUGGAGGUUCUGCACUGUGUCCUGGUGGAAAGCCCAGAAGCUCUCAACAUCAUCAAGGAAGGACACAUCAAGUCCAUCAUCUCCCUCCUGGACAAACAUGGGAGGAACCACAAGGUCCUGGACGUACUCUGCUCUCUGUGCGUGUGCCACGGGGUGGCGGUGCGCUCCAACCAGCACCUCAUCUGUGACAACCUGCUCCCUGGCCGGGACCUGCUCCUCCAGACGCGGCUCGUCAACCAUGUCAGCAGCAUGAGGCCAAACAUCUUCCUGGGCAUCAGCGAAGGUUCUGCCCAGUACCGGAAGUGGUAUUAUGAGCUCAUCGUGGACCACGUGGCGCCGUUCGUCACGGCUGAGGCCACCCACCUCCGCGUGGGCUGGGCGACGACCGACGGCUACUCCCCCUACCCCGGGGGUGGAGAGGGCUGGGGAGGCAACGGCGUAGGGGACGAUCUCUACUCCUACGGCUUCGACGGUCUUCAUCUAUGGUCAGGCUGCGUCGCCCGGACGGUGAGCUCGCCCAAUCAGCAUCUCCUUCGGGCGGACGACGUGGUCAGCUGCUGUCUGGACCUCAGUGCGCCCAGCAUCUCCUUCCGCAUCAACGGGCAGCCCGUCCAGGGCAUGUACGAGAACUUCAACUCAGACGGCCUGUUCUUCCCUGUCGUCAGCUUCUCGGCCGGGGUCAAAGUGCGCUUCCUGCUGGGGGGCCGUCACGGGGAGUUCAAGUUCCUCCCACCCCCUGGGUACGCGCCGUGCUUCGAGGCCGUGCUGCCCAGGGAGAAGCUGAGGGUGGAGCACAGCCAGGAGUACAAGCAGGACCACAGCGGCACGCGAGAUCUGCUGGGGCCCACGGUGACCCUGACGCAGGCGGCUUUCACGCCCACUCCUGUGGACACCAGCCAGAUCGUCUUACCUCCUCACCUGGAGCGGAUCCGGGAGAAGCUUGCAGAGAACAUUCACGAGCUCUGGGUCAUGAACAAGAUCGAGCUUGGCUGGACCUUCGGAACAAUUCGAGACGACAACAAACGACAGCACCCAUGCCUGGUGGAGUUCUCCAAGCUUCCGGAACAGGAGCGCAGCUAUAACUUACAGAUGUCUCUGGAGACGCUGAAAACGCUGCUUGCCCUUGGAUGUCAUGUGGGAGUGGCUGAUGAGCGCGCAGAAGACAAAGUGAAGAGCCUGAAGCUUUCUACCAAAUAUGAGCUGUCGAGUGGGUACAAGCCUGCUCCCAUGGAUCUGAGCCACAUCAAGCUGUCCUCCUCCCAGGAAGCCAUGGUGGACAAGCUGGCAGAGAACGCACACAACGUUUGGGCCCGGGACAGAAUCCGGCAAGGCUGGACCUAUGGCAUCCAGCAGGAUGUGAAGAACAGAAGAAAUCCUCGUCUCGUUCCGUAUGCCCUGCUGGAUGAACGGACCAAAAAGUCCAACAAAGACAGUCUGAGGGAGGCAGUCCGCACCCUGCUGGGAUAUGGGUACAACCUGGAGGCCCCCGACCAAGAUCAUGCCGCCAGGUCGGACAUCAGCAACAUGACGGCAGAACGGUUCCGGAUCUUCCGCGCCGAGAAGACCUACAGCGUGAAUGCCGGGAAGUGGUACUUCGAGUUUGAGAUGGUGACGGCGGGGGAGAUGAGGGUGGGCUGGGCCCGGCCCGACUGCCUACCGGACUGGGAGCUGGGCUCCGAUGACCAGGCCUUCGUCUUCGACGGCUUCAAAGCUCAGCGGUGGCAUCAAGGCAACGAGCACUUUGGCCGCUCCUGGCAGCUCGGCGACGUGGUGGGCUGCAUGGUGGACAUGAACGAGCACACCAUGAUGUUCACGCUCAACGGAGAGGUGCUCCUCGAUGACUCCGGGUCAGAGCUGGCGUUCAAGGACUUCGAAGUUUGCGAAGGCUUCAUCCCCGUGUGCAGCCUGGGCGUAUGUCAGGUGGGCCGGAUGAACUUCGGCAAGGAUGUCAGCACGCUGAAGUACUUCACUAUCUGCGGCCUGCAGGAGGGAUUCGAACCUUUCGCCGUCAACAUGAACAGGGAUCUGACUAUGUGGCUGAGCAAGAGGCUACCCCAGUUCAUUCCGGUACCACAAAAUCACGAGCAUAUUGAGGUUGCCCGGAUCGACGGAACCAUCGAUGGUUCUCCCUGUCUGAAGGUCACGCAGAGGUCCUUCGGGUCGCAGAACAGCAACACUGACAUCGUGUUCUAUCGCUUGAGCAUGCCGGUCGAGUGUGCCGAGGGAUUCUCAAAGUCGCCGGGGGCCACACUGCCUUCUAAUGGCAGCUUCUUCUCGCCCAAGAAGGACCUGGAUGACUUCGAAACUGUCUCAGACUUUGAGGUCCUUAUGAAAACUGCUCAUGGCCACUUGGGCCCCAAUGGCUCAGAGAGAGAUAAAGAUGAGUUCAACAACCACAAGGAUUAUAACCAAGAGAAGCCAUCUAAGCUUAAGCAGAGGUUCAUGCUUAAGAGAACCAAGCCGGAUUUCAGCACCAGCCACUCAUCUGCCCGCCUUUCAGAGGAGGUGCUAGCUGAUGAGAGGGACGACUAUGAAUACCUCAUGCAGACAUCUACGUACUAUUAUUCUGUGAGGAUCUUUCCCGGCCAGGAACCCUCAAGUGUGUGGGUCGGCUGGGUGACUUCCGACUUCCACCAGUACGACACGGCCUUCGACCUAGAGAAGGUCCGCACGGUGACUGUCACUCUGGGGGACGAGAAGGGCAAGGUCCAUGAGAGCAUCAAGCGUAGCAACUGUUAUAUGGUGUGGGCAGGAGAGAGCACCAGUCCAGGGCAGGGUCGUAACAACAACGGCCUAGAGAUUGGCUGUCUUGUGGACACUGCCAAUGGACUCCUGACCUUCACCUCCAAUGGAAAAGACCUCAGCACCUACUACCAGGUGGAGCCCAGCACCAAGCUGUUCCCUGCGGUAUUCGCUCAAGCCACCAGCCCCAACGUGUUUCAGUUUGAACUGGGCCGCAUCAAGAACGUGAUGCCUCUCUCAGCGGGCCUCUUCAAGAGCGAGAGGAAAAACGCCACCCCGCAGUGCCCGCCCCGGCUGCACGUAGAGUUCCUCACCCCGGUCCUGUGGAGCCGCAUGCCCAACCACUUCCUGAAGGUGGAGGCGUCCCGAGUCAACGACCGCCACGGGUGGCUGGUGCAGUGCUCCGAGCCUCUGCAGUUCAUGUCCCUGCACAUCCCGGAGGAGAACAGGUCCGUGGACAUCCUGGAGCUGACAGAGCAGAAGGACCUGCUGAAGUUCCACUUCCACACUCUGCGGCUCUACUCGGCCGUGUGCGCCCUCGGGAACAACCGCGUGGCACACGCCCUCUGCAGCCACGUGGACGAGGCCCAGCUACUCUACGCCAUCGAGAACAAGUACAUGCCAGGCCUGCUGCGGGCGGGCUACUACGACCUCCUCAUCGACAUCCACCUCAGCACCUACGCCACCGCGCGCCUGAUGAUGAACAACGAGUACAUCGUGCCCAUGACGGACGAGACCAAGAGCAUCACGCUCUUUCCAGACGAGAAGAAGAAGCACGGCCUGCCGGGAAUCGGCCUCAGCACCUCCCUGCGUCCGCGCAUGUAUUUCUUCUCGCCCAGCUUUGUCCGCGGAGGCGGAGACUUCUUCCAGUACAGCCCCGAGUUCCCCCUGGAGAUCCUCAAGACCAAGACCAUCGAGAUGCUGACCGAGGCCGUUCAGGAAGGCAGCCUCCAUGCCCGCGACCCCAUUGGCGGGAGCACCGAGUUCCUCUUCGUGCCCCUCAUCAAGCUCUUCUACACCUUGCUCAUCAUGGGCGUCUUCCACAACGGGGACCUGAAAAACAUCCUGCAGCUCAUCGAGCCCAGCGUCUUCUCCGAGGACUCCGGCCACGAGGGGGGCGACGCCCCAGACUGUGAGAGCUUCAAGGGCGAGCUCAGGAUAGAGGGCACCGGCGGGGAGGAGACUGGAAGGACAGGAAAGGUCCCCAAAGAAGGGCUGCUCCAGAUGAAACUUCCAGAGCCCGUCAAGCUGCAGAUGUGUCACCUGCUGCAGUACCUGUGCGACUGCCAGGUGAGGCACCGGAUCGAGGCGGUGGUGGCCUUCUCCGACGACUUCGUCGCCAACCUCCAGGACAACCAGCGCUUCCGGUACAACGAGGUGAUGCAGGCCCUCAACAUGUCCGCCGCCCUGACGGCAAAGAAGACCAAGGAGUUUCGCUCGCCUCCGCAGGAGCAGAUCAACAUGCUGCUGAAUUUUAAGGACGAGAAGCAGGACUGCCCCUGUCCAGAGGACAUCAGAGAACAGUUGCUGGACUUCCACGAAGACCUGAUGACGCACUGUGGCAUCGAAAUCGACGACGACAAGGCGAAUGAGGCCGACGGGGACUUCACCAUCAGAGGCCGGCUAAUGUCCCUGGUGGAGAAGGUGGCUUACUUGAAGAAAAAAAUGGCCGAGAUACCGAAUAAAAAAAAAUCAAAGAAACCCAGCACGCUGCAGCAGCUCAUUUCCGAGACCAUGGUGCGCUGGGCCCAGGAGUCGGUGAUCGAGGACCCGGAGUUGGUGAGGGCCAUGUUUGUGCUCCUCCACCGGCAGUACGACGGCAUCGGGGGCCAGGUGCGCGCCCUGCCCAAGACCUACACCAUUAACUCUGUGUCCGUGGAGGACACCAUCAACCUGCUGGCAUCUCUGGGGCAGAUCCGCUCCUUGCUGAGCGUGCGCAUGGGCAAGGAGGAAGAGAAGCUCAUGAUCCGAGGGCUGGGUGAUAUUAUGAACAAUAAAGUUUUCUACCAGCACCCGAAUUUGAUGAGGGCACUAGGAAUGCAUGAAACUGUCAUGGAGGUGAUGGUCAAUGUGCUAGGAGGAGGAGACUCAAAGGAAAUCACAUUUCCUAAGAUGGUGGCCAACUGCUGUCGUUUUCUUUGCUACUUCUGUCGCAUCAGUAGACAAAACCAAAAAGCCAUGUUCGAUCACCUCAGUUACUUGCUGGAAAACAGCAGCGUCGGACUCGCGUCACCCUCCAUGCGAGGCUCCACUCCUCUGGAUGUGGCAGCCGCGUCUGUGAUGGAUAACAACGAGCUGGCCCUGGCCCUCAGGGAGCCAGACCUGGAAAAAGUGGUGCAGUACCUGGCAGGCUGUGGGCUCCAGAGCUGCAUGAUGCUGGUGUCUAAGGGAUACCCAGACAUUGGCUGGAACCCCGUGGAAGGAGAGCGCUACUUAGACUUCCUCAGAUUCGCCGUGUUCUGCAAUGGUGAAAGUGUGGAGGAGAACGCCAACGUGGUGGUGAGGCUGCUGAUCCGUAGGCCGGAGUGCUUUGGCCCCGCCCUGCGUGGAGAGGGCGGCAACGGCCUCCUGGCUGCCAUGGAGGAGGCCAUUAAGAUCUCGGAGGACCCGACCCGGGAUGGCCCCUCUCCCACCUCCGAGUCCAGCAGAACCCUCAGCGACAUGCUGGAAGACGAGGAGGAUGACACCAUCCACAUGGGCAACGCCAUCAUGACCUUCUACGCAGCACUCAUCGACCUCCUGGGGCGCUGUGCCCCUGAGAUGCACCUCAUCCACGCUGGGAAGGGUGAGGCCAUCCGGAUCCGGGCCAUCCUGCGCUCCUUAAUUCCCAUCGAGGAUCUCGAGGGCGUGAUCAGCAUUCCGUUCCCUAUGCCCACUCUUGCCAAAGACGGAACGGUGGUGGAGCCAGACAUGUCGGCCGGCUUCUGCCCGGACCACAAAGCCGCCAUGGUCCUGUUCCUGGACCGCGUGUACGGGAUCGAGGACCAGAACUUCCUGCUGCACCUGCUGGAAGUGGGGUUCUUGCCGGACCUGCGGGCGGCGGCCUCUCUGGACACGGCGGCCCUCAGCGCGACCGACAUGGCCCUGGCACUCAACCGCUACCUGUGCACCGCCGUGCUGCCCCUGCUGACCAAGUGCGCACCUCUGUUCGCUGGCACGGAGCCGUACGCCUCGCUCAUCGACUCGCUGCUGCACACCGUGUAUCGCCUGUCCAAGGGCUGCUGUCUCACCAAGGCACAGCGCGACGCCAUCGAAGAGUGCCUGCUGUCCAUGUGCGGAAAGCUGAGGCCGUCCAUGAUGCAGCAUCUUCUCCGACGGCUCGUGUUUGACGUCCCCCUUCUGAACGAGCACGCCAAGAUGCCCCUGAAGCUACUGACCAACCACUAUGAGCGCUGCUGGAAAUACUACUGCCUGUCCGGAGGGUGGGGGAGUUUCGGAGCCGCCUCGGAUGAGGAGUUGCACCUGUCCCGGAAGCUCUUCUGGGGAAUAUUCGAUGCUUUGUCCCAAAAGAGGUAUGACCAAGAGCUCUUUAAACUGGCCCUGCCCUGCUUGAGUGCUGUAGCGGGGGCUCUGCCCCCAGACUACAUGGAGUCCAACUACGUGGCCAUGAUGGAAAAACAGUCAUCCAUGGAUUCCGAGGGCAACUUCAACCCCCAGCCUGCGGACACGUCCAAUGUCACUGUCCCGGAGAAGCUAGACUGCUUCAUCAACAAAUAUGCUGAACACUCCCAUGAAAGAUGGUCCAUGGAGAAGUUUGCCAACGGCUGGGUUCACGGGGAGCAGCUGUGUGAGGCUUCCAAGGUGCAUCCUCUGCUCAAGCCCUACAAAGCAUUGUCAGAGAAGGAUAAGGAGGUAUACCGGUGGCCCAUCAAGGAAUCCCUGAAGACAAUGCUCGCCUGGGGGUGGAGCAUCGAGCGCAUGAGGGAGGGCGAGACAGUGGGCCUGCACAACCGGGCACGCCGCGUCUCUCAGUCCAGCCAGCUGUCUAUUGAAGGGACACAUGGGUUCACCCCGCGGCCCAUUGACAUGAGUAAUGUGACCCUGUCCAGGGACCUGCAUUCCAUGGCGGAGCUGCUUGCAGAGAACUAUCAUAAUAUUUGGGCUAAGAAGAAGAAGAUGGAGCUGGAAUCCAAAGACAAGAAUUUAUUGUGUACAGAUGAAGGGGGAGGAAGCCACCCAUUACUGGUUCCUUAUGACACGCUUACCGCCAAAGAAAAAGCAAAGGACAGGGAAAAGGCGCAGGACAUCCUCAAGUUCUUUCAGAUCAACGGCUACACCGUCUCAAGAGCCAUGAAGGAGCAGGAGCUGGACACGCCCUCCAUCGAGAAGCGCUUCGCCUACACCUUCCUGCAGCAGCUUAUCAAGUAUGUGGAGGAGGCGCAAGAACAGAUGAUGGAGUUCGAUGUGGGCACUCGCCCUAAAGGGGAGAAGAUUUCUCACGAGCAGCAGAUGUUUUUUGGGAAGGUGGUCCUACCCCUGGUUGACCAGUACUUCAAAAAUCACCGUCUGUACUUCCUGUCCACCGCCAUCCGGCCCCUUAGUAGUGGGGGACAUGCUUCUAACAAGGAGAAGGAGAUGGUCACCAGCCUGUUCUGCAAACUCGGAGUUCUUGUCAGACAUAGGAUAUCGCUGUUCGGAAACGAUGCUACCUCUAUUGUGAAUUGCCUUCACAUUCUAGGCCAAACUCUGGACGCACGGACUGUGAUGAAAACAGGCUUGGAUAUGGUGAAGGCGGCUCUCCGGGCCUUCUUCGACGACGCUGCCGAGGACCUAGAGAAGACCAUCGAGAACCUGAAGCAGGGCCAGUUCACCCAUACGCGCAGCCAGCCCAAGGGAGUCACCCAGAUCAUCAACUACACCACCGUCGCCCUGCUACCCGUCCUGUCAUCCCUCUUCGAGCACAUAGGGCAGAACCUGUUCGGCGAAGACCUGAUACUGGAUGAUGUUCAGGUGUCUUGCUACAGGAUCCUCAAUAGCCUGUAUUCGCUUGGCACUAGCAAAAGCAUCUAUGUGGAAAGGCAAAGACCAGCGCUGGGUGAGUGUCUGGCAGCCUUCUCUGGGGCUUUCCCCGUGUCCUUCCUGGAGCCCUACCUGAAUAACUACAAUACCUACUCCAUCUACAACACAAAGGGCUCCCGUGACAGGGCAGCUCUAGGCCUCCCAGCCCAGGUGGAGGAAGUGACUCCACUCAUCCCCUCUCUGGAGAAGCUGUUGGAGGAAAUCAUGGAGCUGGCCGAGUCAGGCGUCCGCUACACGCAGAUGCCCCAUGUCAUGGAGGUGGUGCUGCCCAUGCUGUGCAGCUACAUGUCGCACUGGUGGGAGUAUGGCCCCGAGGGCAGCCCCGAAACGGCCGAGCACUGCUGCACCUCGCUCACCUCCGACCACAUGAACACGCUGUUGGGCAACAUCCUCAAGAUCAUCUACAACAACCUGGGCAUCGACGAGGGGGCCUGGAUGAAGCGGCUGGCAGUGUUCUCCCAGCCCAUCAUCAGCAAGGCCAAGCCGCAGCUCCUCAAGACCCAUUUCCUGCCCCUGAUGGAGAAGCUGAAGAAGAAGGCGGCCACUGUGCUGCUGGACGAGGAGAGCAUGAAGGCCGAGGGCCGCGGCGAGAUGUCGGAGGCCGAGCUGCUCAUCCUGGAUGAGUUCACCAUCCUGGUGCGCGACCUCUACGCCUUCUACCCGCUCCUCAUCCGCUUCGUCGACUACAACAGAGCGAAAUGGCUCAAAGAACCGAACCCAGAGGCGGAGGAGCUGUUCCGGAUGGUGGCCGAAGUUUUCAUAUUUUGGGCCAAGUCUCAUAACUUCAAACGUGAGGAGCAGAACUUCGUGGUCCAGAAUGAGAUCAACAACAUGUCCUUUUUGAUCACUGAUACCAAGUCGAAAAUGUCGAAGGGAGCCGUGUCCGACCAGGAGAGGAAGAAGAUGAAGAAGAAGGGAGACCGAUACUCCAUGCAGACAUCGCUCAUCGUGGCUGCCCUGAAGAGGAUGCUUCCAGUUGGCCUGAACAUCUGUGCCCCUGGCGACCAAGAGCUAAUCGCGUUGGCCAAGAACCGCUUCACUCAGAAAGACACCGAGGACGAGGUUCGGGAGAUUAUUCGCAAUAACCUCCACCUGCAGGGCAAGCUGGAAGACCCGGCUAUUCGGUGGCAGAUGGCUUUGUAUAAAGACCUACCCAACCGAAACGAGGACACCACAGACCCCGAGAAGACCGUAGAGAGGGUUCUGGACAUCUCCCAUGUGCUCUUUCAUCUGGACCAGGUUGAGCAUCCGCAGAGAAGCAAGAAGGCCGUGUGGCACAAGCUGCUAUCGAAGCAGAGGAAGAGGGCCGUGGUGGCCUGCUUCAGGAUGGCCCCCCUCUACAACCUGCCCAGGCACCGGGCUGUCAACCUGUUCCUGCAGGGUUACGCAAAGUCCUGGAUAGAAGCAGAGGAGCAUUACUUUGAGGAUAAGUUAAUAGAGGAUUUGGCGAAACCGGGAGAUGAGGAGCCGGCGGAGGAGGACGAGGGUCUCAAACGAAUCGAUCCUCUGCACCAGCUUAUCCAGCUGUUCAGCCGCACUGCCUUGACAGAGAAGUGUCAGCUGGACGACGACAGUCUCUACAUGGCCUAUGCUGACAUCAUGGCAAAGAGUUGCCAUGACGAAGAGGAUGAGGAUGGUGAAGAGGUGAAAAGUUUCGAAGAGAAGGAGAUGGAGAAGCAGAAGCUGCUGUACCAGCAGGCCAGGCUGCAUGACCGCGGAGCUGCUGAGAUGGUCUUGCAAACCAUCAGUGCCAGCAAAGGUGAGAUGGGGCCUAUGGUGGCGUCCACGCUGAAGCUGGGCAUCGCUAUCCUGAACGGAGGGAACUCCACCGUCCAGCAGAAAAUGCUGGAUUACCUGAAGGACAAGAAGGACGUGGGAUUCUUUCAGAGCCUGGCGGGCCUCAUGCUGUCCUGCAGCGUGCUCGACCUCAAUGCUUUCGAAAGGCAGAACAAAGCAGAGGGACUGGGCAUGGUGACUGAGGAGGGCUCAGUCAUCACUCAUGAGCGUGGGGAGAAAGUCAUGCAAGACGACGAGUUCACCUGCGACCUGUUUCGGUUCCUGCAGCUCCUGUGUGAGGGCCACAACUCAGAUUUUCAGAAUUACCUAAGGACACAGACUGGGAAUAACACAACAGUCAAUAUCAUCAUCUCCACUGUCGAUUAUCUUCUCAGAGUCCAGGAGUCCAUUAGUGAUUUCUACUGGUAUUAUUCUGGAAAAGAUGUUAUUGAUGAGCAGGGACAGCGGAAUUUCUCCAAAGCGAUCAAUGUCGCCAAGCAAGUCUUCAAUACUCUUACGGAGUAUAUACAGGGUCCCUGUACUGGGAACCAGCAGAGUCUGGCUCAUAGUCGACUGUGGGAUGCAGUGGUUGGAUUUCUCCAUGUAUUUGCUCACAUGCAGAUGAAGUUGUCACAGGAUUCCAGCCAGAUUGAGUUGCUGAAGGAGUUGAUGGACCUUCAGAAGGAUAUGGUUGUGAUGUUGCUGUCCAUGCUGGAAGGAAAUGUUGUGAAUGGAACUAUUGGUAAGCAGAUGGUCGACAUGCUAGUGGAGUCCUCAAACAACGUGGAAAUGAUUCUGAAGUUCUUCGACAUGUUCCUCAAGCUGAAAGACCUGACGUCAUCAGAUGCCUUCAAAGAAUACGACCCAGACGGAAAAGGGGUCAUCUCAAAGAGGGACUUCCACAAAGCCAUGGAGAGCCACAAACACUACACCCAGUCAGAGACCGAGUUCCUGCUCUCCUGUGCUGAGACGGAUGAGAAUGAACUGCUGGACUAUGAGGAGUUUGUGGAGAGGUUUCAUGAGCCUGCUAAAGAUAUUGGUUUCAAUGUGGCUGUCUUGCUAACAAAUCUAUCAGAGCACAUGCCACAUGACACGCGGCUUCAGACCUUCCUGGAGCUGGCAGAGAGCGUUCUGAACUACUUCCAGCCCUACUUGGGUCGCAUCGAGAUCAUGGGGAGCGCCAAACGCAUCGAGCGCGUCUACUUUGAGAUCAGCGAGUCCAGCCGCACGCAGUGGGAGAAGCCGCAGGUCAAGGAGUCCAAGAGACAGUUCAUCUUUGACGUCGUUAACGAAGGCGGGGAAAAGGAGAAGAUGGAGCUCUUCGUGAACUUCUGCGAAGACACCAUCUUCGAGAUGCAGCUGGCUGCACAGAUGUCCGAUGCUGGCGAGAGGUCCGCCAGCAAGGAGGAGAGCGAGAAGGAGAAGCCCGAGGAGGAGAACCCAGACAUGGGCUUCUUUUCGGUCACCACCGUAAGGACUGCGCUGUUUGCUCUGCGCUACAAUGUGAUGCUGCUGAUGAAGGUGCUUUCCAUGAAGAGCCUUAAGAAACAGGUGAAGAAGGUUAAGAAGAUGACGAUGAAGGACAUGGUGAUGACGCUCAUCUCCUUUUACUGGAGCGUGCUGAUGGGCCUCUUCCACUUCUCCUUCAGUGUGUCACGGGGCUUCUUCCGCAUCAUGUACAGUACAUUCCUGGGGGGCAGUUUGGUGGAGGGGGCCAAGUCAAUGAAGGUGGCAGACCUCCUGGCCAACAUGCCGGACCCUACGCAGGAUGAGGUCCGGGGAGAAGGGGAGGAGGGCGAGAAGAGACCCGCGGACAGAUCCUCGGCCCAAGAGGACUUGGCGGAUCUGGCAGUGGCUAGUGAUGAUUCGGAACUGCUGUCAGACAUUUUUGGGUUAGAUUUGAGGAGGGAGGGUGGACAGUACAAGCUGAUGCCUCAUAAUCCAAACGCCAGCCUCACUGAAAUCCUGACCCCUCCUACUCCUGCAGUUCCCCCACCUUCACCAGAACCACAAAAGCGGGAGGAGAAGGAACCUCCAGAGGAAGAGAAGAAAGAAAAAGAGGAGAGCAAGAGCGAACCUGAAAAGGCGGAGGGAGAAAACGAGGAGAAGCGUGACAAAGUCAAAAGUGGCAAGCCGAAGCCGAAGAUCCGGAAGCUCAACGCCUCCAAGUCCGAUGAGCCAGAUCUUCAGGAGUCUGCAUUCUGGAAGAAGAUCAUUGCAUACCAAAGGAAGCUGCUUAAUUAUUUCGCUCGGAAUUUCUACAACAUGAGGAUGCUGGCUCUUUUUGUAGCCUUCGCCAUCAACUUCAUCCUUCUCUUCUACAAGGUGUCCACGUCCUCGGCCGUGAUCGAGGAGAAAGAGGUGGUGUGCAGUGAAACGCCGGACCCCAGGGUCAGGUGGACGCCAGUGGACAACGCGCCCCAACGGCCUGUGACAGUGCAUUUCGUCCUGGAAGAGAGCAGUGGCUAUAUGGAGCCCACGCUACGCAUCCUGGCUGUCUUGCACACAGUCAUAUCCUUCUUCUGUAUCAUCGGCUACUACUGCCUGAAAGUCCCUUUGGUGAUCUUCAAACGGGAGAAGGAGGUGGCGAGGAAGCUGGAGUUUGAUGGGUUGUAUAUAACGGAGCAGCCUUCGGAAGAUGACAUCAAAGGGCAAUGGGACAGACUCGUAAUUAACACACAAUCCUUCCCGAAUAACUACUGGGACAAAUUUGUUAAAAGAAAGGUGAUGGACAAGUACGGCGAGUUUUACGGGCACGAUCGCAUCAGUGAGCUCCUGGGCAUGGAUAAAGCUGCUCUGGAUUUCAGCGUUGCCCAUGAGAAGAGAAAACCAAAGAAGGACAGCUCACUGGCAGCUGUGUUAAACUCCAUUGAUGUCAAGUAUCAGAUCUGGAAACUGGGCGUGGUCUUCACAGACAACUCCUUCCUCUACCUGGCCUGGUACAUGACCAUGUCCAUCUUAGGACACUACAACAACUUCUUCUUUGCCGCUCACCUCCUGGACAUCGCCAUGGGUUUCAAGACCCUGCGUACCAUCCUGUCCUCUGUCACGCACAACGGCAAGCAGCUGGUGCUUACGGUGGGCUUGCUAGCGGUGGUGGUCUACCUGUACACAGUGGUAGCUUUUAAUUUCUUCCGGAAGUUCUACAACAAGAGCGAAGACGGGGAGUCCCCGGACAUGAAGUGUGAUGACAUGCUGACUUGCUACAUGUUCCACAUGUAUGUGGGGGUGCGAGCCGGCGGCGGUAUCGGUGACCAGAUAGAAGACCCGGCAGGGGACGAGUACGAGAUCUACAGGAUCAUCUUUGACAUCACAUUCUUCUUCUUCGUCAUCGUCAUCCUGCUGGCCAUCAUUCAAGGUUUGAUAAUUGAUGCUUUUGGUGAGCUACGAGACCAGCAAGAGCAAGUGAAGGAAGACAUGGAGACCAAAUGCUUCAUCUGCGGCAUCGGCAAUGACUACUUUGACACAGUACCCCAUGGCUUUGAGACCCAUACGCUGCAGGAGCACAACUUGGCCAACUAUCUAUUUUUUGUUAUGUAUCUCAUUAACAAAGAUGAAACGGAGCACACAGGCCAGGAGUCAUAUGUGUGGAAGAUGUAUCAAGAGCGUUGCUGGGAAUUCUUCCCGGCCGGAGACUGUUUCCGCAAACAGUACGAAGACCAGCUCAACUGAACUUUCUUACACUGCAGUCAUAAUGACCAAUUACUUAAGGACUACUUUAUUUAUUUGGAAUGCUUUUCAGACUUUGUACAUAUAUGAUACACUGUAUAUCGUUCCCUGAGUGCUUUUGGAGCACAGAGGCUGUGCUUUGAUGACUCAAUGCUUCAUCUAAUACAUUUGCUUUAAAAACUCAUUGAAAAGCAAAAAAAGAGAAAGAAAAAACAAGAAAAGUUUGAAAAAGGGAAAAAAAAACUGACAUUGAUAUGAACUGUUCCUGGAGACUCAUGGGAAAUGUUUCUUUUGAGAGCACAUGUAUAAAAAAAAGGCAAAUAUCCUGCUCAUCCUAAGCCUCUUGAUUUCUUCAUCAAGGAUGAUGUAAUUCGUGUGGAUGGAGUGGGCAGCAAUUAGGAAAUAGUGCCUUACCAAGCCUGGGUUGAGCUAUGCAAGCAAGAGAAGUCGAGUGCAUGAGCACGUCACUGAUCCGCUCAUUGGCCGAUGUGUCGUCCGCGUCUCACGUGCCGUCUGUGCCGUCCGUGUGCAAGUGCGUGCGCGAGUGUUUGUGCACCUCAGGACAAGCGUUGGGUAGUUAUAUCAAGCUCCUUCACCUCUCACCGGUUCCUUUGCUUUACUUUAUUUCUUUGAUUUUUGGUAAUGCUCUUAUGCAAUACAGUAACAGAGUUAAUCUUUGUAUACAAGUUUAACAAAAAAAAAAAAACAAUCUUUGACAAAAAAAAAUUGAUUGCAUGUUUAUUAUGCAAGUUUAAUGAGAAAAAAAAAACGUUUAAAGACGCAAGUUGGUCAGUGUCACACAAAAUGUUUUUUUAGAUUUAAGAAUACUUAUAUCUAUAGUAUUAAAGUGUUGUGGGCUUUAUUGUAAAUUCCAGGCCAAUAUCAUCAGGCAGAAACGCAUUCUAUAUACAGUUUUGGUCGUAGGCUUCAUCCAUCACCAUGUUUUAAAUAAUGUAGGUAAGGAUACGUUCUCGACUCAUUUUGACUGACACCGAAGCAAUACACAUUCAGGGAUAUCACAGGGCACCAUUGUAACUUUGCUGUCUGUAGAUUGGCCAUUUUUGUUGUUGGUUGUUUCCAAAUCGAACGGCGACCUUUGCAAGUAAAACCUUCAGUAUAUUAAAGCAGAAUUGAAGCAGCCGGUACCGCUAGCCGUGUCUGGAAAUAGGGGAUGUUUUUUUAAGGACGCUUUGCUUCCCUGUUGGGUUUUUUGUGUUCGCUGUUCUCCGUUUGUUUGUUUUCCUGCACACAUCGGUCAUUAAGCCAUAGUGCAUUGUCAUCCUCCUGUCAUCGGCGGCGAACACGCUUUCUUACAUGUUAUACUAAAAUGUGAACUCACUGCAAUAACAGGAAUUGGGAAGCAGCCAGUUUAGAUAAGUGGUGUUUUACUCAUGUAAAGAAUUUUGAUAACAAUGCUUAAAAUACCAUGGGAAAUGUCACUAAGUAGUGUAACCAUGAGGAGUUUGCAUUAUAUUAUUGUGUGUAAACUGUAAAGAGAAAUUAAGAUAACUUGGAUUUGCAUGAUUUUGAAAAUAAAUGAGAUUAUUUAUUGAA
Brienomyrus brachyistius is the source of this 16551-nucleotide messenger RNA. Its product is annotated as ryanodine receptor 2. Gene Ontology annotation, molecular function: ryanodine-sensitive calcium-release channel activity; protein binding; calcium ion binding. The coding region runs from base 100 to 15000 and encodes 4966 amino acids. The transcript has 105 exons. Gene Ontology annotation, cellular component: Z disc; sarcoplasmic reticulum membrane; sarcolemma. Gene Ontology annotation, biological process: calcium ion transmembrane transport; intracellular calcium ion homeostasis. NCBI's taxonomy places the organism in Eukaryota, Metazoa, Chordata, Actinopteri, Osteoglossiformes, Mormyridae. The record is from RefSeq and is a predicted model, not a curated record.